AUGCAAUAAGAUAAUUAACUUCAAGAAGCAUAAAUUAUAGAAGAUAUAAUAAUUGAAGACUUCUAAAAAGUUAUAAUAUCAUUAACAGAUGCCUAAGUUGCCAUAAAUUAUUUUGAAGAUGAUCCUGAAAAUCCUAAAAUAUUGGUAUUCCUUAAUUUAGUAAUCUAAUCUCUAAAUCAAUCCAAAUUGAAUUAUUAAUCAAUCAUUACUAAAUAUUCAAACUUAAUGACAAAAAUUAAAUUGAUUAAGCAACAUGUCAAAGAAAUAUGUUCAGAAAUUAAGAUCUAAAUAAAAUUCAAUACAAUAAUUGAUGAAUAUCUCUCUUUCUUUACAAAUAAAAUAUUAGAUCAAUAGAUUGCCUUAGAAGAUAAGAAAUAAUUUAAUGUAUCUUAAAAAGAGUCUUCUAAUGUUUCAGAUCUUUUAAGUAGUCUUCCUUAAGAAAAAUGGAAUCAUGAUAUCUUUAUAUCAAAAGAAUAAAUAGUAGCAAGUCUAUUGUAAAAUUUAUAAUAAUUUUAGGAAGAGAAAAGGAAAGCUAUUUUUGGAAAUGUAAAUGCUUUGGAUUAAUACAGUCACAACAAAACCUAAAGUUGAAGAUUAUGGAAAACCUUUGUACUUGAGAGCAAGUUACAAAUCUGAUUUGAUCUUCUUUGGUGUUGCAGUGUGUUUAUGCAUAGUUGUUGCCUAUUUCAUGAGUUAAUGAU
Molecule: messenger RNA, 701 nt
Organism: Paramecium pentaurelia
Lineage: Eukaryota; Ciliophora; Oligohymenophorea; Peniculida; Parameciidae
Source: the annotation of a GenBank genome assembly